This is a messenger RNA of Armigeres subalbatus, 1215 nucleotides long. It is a transcript of the gene Dhdds, whose product is annotated as dehydrodolichyl diphosphate synthase complex subunit DHDDS. Gene Ontology annotation, molecular function: ditrans,polycis-polyprenyl diphosphate synthase [(2E,6E)-farnesyl diphosphate specific] activity. The transcript is spliced from 2 exons. The record is from RefSeq and is a predicted model, not a curated record. Lineage: Eukaryota; Metazoa; Arthropoda; Insecta; Diptera; Culicidae. The coding region runs from base 242 to 1189 and encodes 315 amino acids. Gene Ontology annotation, biological process: polyprenol biosynthetic process. Gene Ontology annotation, cellular component: dehydrodolichyl diphosphate synthase complex; endoplasmic reticulum.
AAAAUUUUACUCGGGUUUCAAGUCAGUGCAAAACAAACCCCUGUCAUGUGAGGUGUUCGUUGUUCCCAGAAAAAGUACACUUCCAAAUCGACACGAACCAGCUCAGCUUACAAUCUUCGGAGCUGUUUCGAUCCGCCAGCUCGGGAUCAGGAAAACUGGACGUAAGAAUCAUUACUUACAAUAAGUGUUUGUUCGUAACCCAAAAUAGAAUAAAAUCCAAAAAGAUCAUCAAUCACAGGCAAUGACCUCAAGGGAAUCAGCACCACCCACUGAUUGGGUGCGGGAAAGCAACCUACUCUGGUACCACCGCUGGAUUAUCAAAGUGCUCAAAGCUGGGCCAGUUCCUCGGCAUGUCGCAUUCAUCAUGGACGGAAAUCGUCGAUUUGCCCGAAAGGAGAAUAUUGCCAAAGCCGAGGGCCACUCAAAGGGGUUUGAUAAACUGUCGGAAACGUUGCAAUGGUGCCAAGAUAUCGGUAUUCUGGAGGUUACCGUUUAUGCUUUCAGCAUAGAAAAUUUUAAACGAACCAAAGAAGAGGUCGAUACUCUCAUGAAUUUGGCAAGGGAGAAGUUUCGGAAAUUGUUGGAAGAACGAGACAAAUUACACGAACGGGGAAUUUGCAUUCGGAUAAUCGGAAAUAUGAAUUUGCUGCCAGCUGAUAUUCAACAUAUCAUGGCCGAGGCGGUGCUACUGACACAACACAAUAAAAACGCAUUCCUGAACGUUGCAUUUUCGUACACUUCUCGGGACGAGAUCGCACAUUCCAUUCGGACCGUUGCUCAAGGAGUACAAGAUGGCCAGCUACAAGCAGAGGACAUUGAUGAAGAAGUUCUAACUAAAUGCAUGUAUACGAAACACUGUACCAAUCCGGAUCUGUUAGUUCGCACGUCCGGUGAAGUGAGGCUAAGCGAUUUCCUGCUUUGGCAGUCGACCUCGACGAUAAUCUACUUUACGAAAACCCUGUGGCCAGAAUUCAACAUUUGGCACCUGUUCGCUGCGGUUUUCUACUAUCAGAGAUGCCACUGGCAAAGGAGUGCGAUCCAGGAUGUGUUAAUGGAGGAAAGUGGGAAAGUUGUUACGGAAAAUCUUUCUCGUGAUUCCGUGGAAAGAGUUGAGAAAUUUUUGGAAAAUGUCGAACAUAAAGACCAAGAAUGCUUGGUGAAGAUGGCUAGCGCUAUGGCAUUAGAGUAGUAAUAAAGUUUGUUAAUUAGCAAGAA